AUGUCCCCAGUCCUGGUCAUUAUGCCAUCACCACCACACUCUUCCUCUGAGUCUCAACCUUUAUCAAGUCCUAGCAUGGAUUAUACUACCUCACACAGGUUUUCUUCUACCAUUUCUGAUUCUCCUACAGUUGAUGGUGCUACAACCUCUACUACUUAUAUGUUGCCUGUACUAUCAGAUGACCAACUGGAGGUCAUCUUGCCUCGUUUAUCUUAUUCUUUUGUGCCUUCUGCUCAUUCAAUAUCAGCUGGUACCAAUAAUUGCCAUCCUAUGCAAACUCGGUCUAAGUCUGGUAUUAUCCAGCGUAGGCAAUUUCUUGAAUACUCGAGCUUCAUUACUUAG
Molecule: messenger RNA, 342 nt
Organism: Prunus armeniaca (apricot)
Lineage: Eukaryota; Viridiplantae; Streptophyta; Magnoliopsida; Rosales; Rosaceae
Source: the annotation of a GenBank genome assembly